Alternaria hordeiaustralica is the source of this 2127-nucleotide messenger RNA. RefSeq lists its product as uncharacterized. The record is from RefSeq and is a predicted model, not a curated record. Lineage: Eukaryota; Fungi; Ascomycota; Dothideomycetes; Pleosporales; Pleosporaceae. Gene Ontology annotation, biological process: transport. The transcript is spliced from 4 exons. The coding region runs from base 1 to 2127 and encodes 708 amino acids. Gene Ontology annotation, molecular function: transporter activity.
AUGCUCAGGACAAGAAACAAUCUCGAGCGGCGCGAUGACUCUAAGACAUGUCCACUGGAAGAUGCUCAUGGUCCACAGAUCAUUCCCUUCAUCGGCAACCUCACAUUCCACCAAUUCGCAACGAUCUUGUCCGGUGCCUGUGCCAUUCUCAGCACGUUGAUCGUUGGGGCAUUGAUCGCGCUUCACGCCUUCAACUACUCGAACCCCGUACAACAACGGCAGAUCAUCAGGAUCAUGCUUUUGAUACCAUGGGUCGCUCUUUUCUCUUUCCUGAUCGUCUGGCAAAGCGACAUUGGAGAAUACCUAGCCCCUUCACGCGACUUUGGUUGCUCGAUCGCACUUUCGUCCUUCUUACUGUUCAUGUGCGAUCUUGUCCUAUCGCACCAGGAAGGAUUCGAUGGGUUGUUUGGAGAGGGUGCCAAAGCCAAGGGUGCGCGCAAAAUGAACAGUCCAACGUGGCUCAGGCGUACCUGGUACGGCGUACUCCAGUUUAUACCGACUAGCAUCGUCAUAUGGAUCGCCACGGCAGCUACCCUCGCUACUGGUACCUACUGCCAGCAGUCUAAUGACGUGCACUUCGCCCAUCUCUGGCUCACCAUACUCAUUGGCUACACUACAACGGUCGCUAUCGUUGGCUCACUGAGGUUCUACAAGAAAAGCAAGAAGUUGCUCCAGAAGCAUCGGAUCAUACUCAAACUGUUUACAUUCAAGGGUAUCCUCGGUCUGAACUUUCUCCAAUCGUUCAUCAUUUCGCUGCUUGCAGGCCACGGAAAGCUGAACCCUACAAAGUACAUGACGUACCAUGAUGUCAAUACUGGUCUUGCGUCACUCAUUCUCGCCUGCGAAAUGCCCCUUUUCGCCGUACUUUUGCUCUUUGCAUUCUCGCCAUUACCGUAUAAGCAGCAGGGCAGUCCUGCCGCUGGACCACUCAAUGCCAUCGUCGAUGCGUUCAAUCUCUCAGAUCUACUGUCAGCGUUCUAUCGGGGCCCUAUGAGAUUGGUCAGGGACCAACAAACACAGAUCAGGCGACAGGAAAGUGUUAGGAUUGCAUUGGUCUCAUCCAGUGAUGAGGAAGAGAGGAGAGGCUGCUCUGUCCCGUCCUUCCUUUUGUUGGCAAAAGUUCUCGUUCUGAAGAUCAGGUCAAUUCACACAACGACCCAGCGACCGUGUCCUCAUCUGCCGGCGGAGCUAUGGGCGCAGAUCCUCCAUCACGUGGAAGACGAGUACACGCUUUGGGUCAUCUGCCGACAGGUCUCGCGAACCUUCCGGGCUGAAGCCGAACGCGAAUUUGCUAAGACACGUCUUCCACAGCUGCGCAUCAAUUGGGCAUCUAUGGGAGAAAUCAUGCACGAAAACAGGCUGCAUGAAUUCGAUUGCAACGUCGAAGAUCUAGAAUUCCAAGGUCUCACUGAGGAUGGUCUACGAGCUCAAUUCACAGCCGCAUUUGAAUAUGAACUGCGCAAUCUGGAGGCACUGAAAAAUCUGGAGGCGGCAUAUGUGCGAAGACUAUACGAUCGGACGCAGUACAAACCCUUGUUGGAAAAGACCUUCGCCGAGCUGAUCCCCUUUCGCUACCUAGACUUCAAGAAGCGAGUCGACAGGCAAUACUGGACAAGACAAAUGGCUUUGAUUGGCGGUUAUGUCGGCAACGCCCAGCUUACGGAUGUAUCGAUCGACCUUGACAACAAAACCAUCGCUUUCGAUUGGAAGACCUUUUUGAACGACUUCUUCCAGCUCACCACCUACGUUCGAGCACGAAGGCCGACUCAAGGAACCGUGAGCGACCUGGCGAAACAGGCGUUCGAAGCCUUUCGUCUCCAAAAAUCCCCUUACACCAAAACGCGACUGGAUACGCUUCGGUUGGAGCGCAAAUCGUGGGAACAUGUCUAUGGUGAAGAGGACGACGACUGCCAUACAGAAGCGUACUUCCGCCGCAUACGAUCCGCACACAGCGAAGCUGGACUAGAUUUCGAUCUAAACAAUAUGAUGGAUGGUAUGGACGAAGCGGAAAUCAGGAAGACGGAGGUCAAGGCUACCGCACUCAUGAGAUUGUUCAGGAACAUUCGGUUGAUGAAUAGCUUCCGUGACGGAUACGAGAGCGAUGGAAGCAACGGGGGAAGUCCAUGA